Gaeumannomyces tritici R3-111a-1 is the source of this 932-nucleotide messenger RNA. RefSeq lists its product as hypothetical. The record is from RefSeq and is a predicted model, not a curated record. The transcript has 2 exons. Lineage: Eukaryota; Fungi; Ascomycota; Sordariomycetes; Magnaporthales; Magnaporthaceae. Bases 236 to 703 code for a protein of 155 amino acids.
GUUCUCAAUUUCUCGAGAAGAUACGGUAUUCAAUGAAUGCGAAAAAAAAAAAAAAAAAAAAGGAACAGAAAAGAAAGAGGGGUUCGGUAGAAAGGGAGAGGCGUGGAGCCCGGCUCGGUCGGAUACGCCAAGGGUCCACGGCUGGACUGAUGCGUUGAAAUAGUCCUGCGUGGGCCGAUGUCAAGACGCCCGGGCGACAAAUUCUCAGGCCAGAGACACCACCCUCCACGUUUUGAUGGCAGACACCACCCCCGCCGAUGAGUCAAGUCCCCUCCUCCCGCCCUCCGACGCCCCCUCUCCAGAGCCGACAACAGCAUCAACAAUGAGCGCCCUCUUCUGGAAGGUGGGCGCCGUCUCGGGCGCCAGCGCCGUCGCCCUGGGCGCCUUUGGUGCCCACGGACUCAAGAAGCACAUUUCGGAUCCACAGAAGCUGGCCAACUGGGGCACCGCCGCCCAGUACCAGCUCGUCCACUCGGGCGCCGUCCUCCUGGCCUCGGGCGUCGGUGCGGGCAACCCCGUCGCCGCCGGCCUCUUCACCGCCGGCAUGACCAUGUUCAGCGGAAGUCUGUAUGCCCUGGUGCUGGACUCGGACCGCUUUCGCUUCAUGGGCCCCGUCACGCCAGUCGGCGGCCUGUGCCUGAUCGCCGGCUGGCUGGCCCUCGGCUUCUCUCGCCGCGGUGCCUUCCCUCCCCUGCGCCGGUGAACAGGGUCAAGACGGCAUUCAAGGGACUCGAUAGACACAGGAAAAGGCCAAGAUAGGAAUAGAGACGAAUCGAGUGAUCGUAUCGUAACCAAUGCAGUCUAGUUGUACCAUUAUACCAUGAGGAAGCCGUGAUAAAAAAGGGGGUAGGGGGAUGGGGUAUCUAGUGCUAGCAAUGCGCAGGGUCAUACGCAAGUGACUACCUCAUUACAUGUAUGCGUGUGCUCAUGCC